This is a messenger RNA of Xenopus tropicalis (tropical clawed frog), 2481 nucleotides long. RefSeq names its product polyribonucleotide nucleotidyltransferase 1 (gene pnpt1). The record is from RefSeq and is marked provisional. Gene Ontology annotation, cellular component: mitochondrial matrix; mitochondrial intermembrane space; cytoplasm. Gene Ontology annotation, biological process: RNA processing; mRNA catabolic process; mitochondrial mRNA catabolic process. Lineage: Eukaryota; Metazoa; Chordata; Amphibia; Anura; Pipidae. Gene Ontology annotation, molecular function: nucleic acid binding; polyribonucleotide nucleotidyltransferase activity; RNA binding.
GAAGUGUCAUGGCAGCCCCCAUUAGAUGCCGGUGUUACGCGAUGAAACGAUUUCUGUACAGAGCUGGAGGCGCUGUCUGUGCCCGUUGGGCGGGGGUACAUCGCUCUGGGCUGCUUUGUUACCGGAUCCCACUCACACCGAGCAGAAGGGAAGCGAGCGGAGCCGUGACAGUGGAUUUGGGAGCCAGGAAGCUGGAAAUUUCUUCUGGGAAGCUGGCACGGUUUGCAGAUGGCUGUGCCGUUGUCAAGUUAGGUGAUUCUUCUGUGAUGGUAACUGCUGUCAGCAGAACUAAGCCUUCUCCGUCACAGUUCAUGCCAUUGGUGGUUGAUUAUCGUGAAAAAUCUGCUGCUGCUGGAAGAAUACCUACAAAUCAUCUCAGAAGAGAAGUAGGCAUCACCCCUGAUGAAAUUCUUACCAGUAGAAUAAUAGAUCGUUCUGUACGACCUCUAUUUCCUGCUGGCUAUUUUUAUGAAACACAAAUCCUGUGCAAUUUAUUAGCAGUGGAUGGGGUGAAUAAACCAGAUGUUUUGGCAAUAAAUGGAGCUUCAGCUGCACUUGCACUUUCAGACAUACCAUGGAAUGGGCCUGUUGGUGCAGUGAGAGUUGGUCUGGUUGAUGGAGAAUUCAUUAUUAACCCUACCAGAAAAGAAAUGUCUUCCAGUCUAUUAAACUUGGUCAUAGCUGGUGGAGUGCAAAGCCAGAUAGUCAUGAUGGAAGCAGCUGCAGAAAAUGUUCUACAGCAGGACUUUUGCCAUGCAGUCAAACUGGGUGUGAAACACUCACAGCAGAUCAUACAAGGCAUCCAGCAGCUGGCUAAGGAACAUGGGAAGGAAAAGAGAACCAUACAGAAGAUUUUUCAGGCUCCAGUGGAUAUUGUGGAGUCUGCAAGGCAGUAUGCUUCUGAAAAGAUAUACGCUGUGUUUUCUGAUUUUACACAUGACAAAAUUUCUAGAGAUGAAGCUAUAAACAAGAUUAGACUUGAGACAGAGGAAACCCUAAGAGAGAGGUUUCCCGAUGCAGAGCCGUUUGAAAUAAUGGAGGCGUUUAGUGCUGUUUCUAAGGAAGUUUUUAGAAACAUAAUUUUGAAUGAAUACAGAAGGUGUGAUGGGAGAGAUUUGACUUCUCUAAGAAAUAUAAACUGUGAAGUUGACCUCUUUAAACCCCUUCAUGGAUCUGCCUUAUUUCAACGGGGCCAAACACAGGUUCUGUGCACAGUUACAUAUGACUCAAUAGAAUCAAGCAUGAAAUCUGAUCACAUCACUACAGCACUGAGUGGUGUGAAAGAUAAAAAUUUUAUGCUACACUAUGAGUUUCCACCAUAUGCGACUAAUGAAAUUGGUAAAGUGACGGGGAUUAACAGACGUGAACUGGGUCAUGGCGCCCUUGCAGAGAAAGCAUUAAGACCAGUUAUCCCCAAAGAUUUUCCUUUCACAAUAAGAGUGACCUCUGAAGUAUUGGAGUCUAAUGGCUCAUCAUCUAUGGCUUCAGCUUGCGGUGGAAGUUUGGCAUUAAUGGAUGCAGGGGUGCCUAUUUCUGCUGCUGUUGCUGGAGUCGCAAUAGGUCUAAUAACAAAAUACAGCCCUGACAAAAAUGGAGAGAUUCAAGAUUAUCGCUUACUUACAGAUAUCCUGGGAAUAGAAGAUUAUAACGGAGAUAUGGAUUUUAAAAUGGCGGGUACGAGCAAAGGUAUAACUGCUUUACAGGCUGAUAUUAAAAUCCCAGGAUUGCCGCUCAAAAUUGUAAUGGAGGCUAUUCAACAGGCAACAGUGGCAAAGAAAGAAAUUAUACAAAUUAUGAAUAAAGUUAUUUCAAAACCAAGACCAAGCAAGAAAGAAAACAGCCCAGUAACAGAAACAGUUCAGGUGCCUUUGUCUAAAAGAAUGCGAUUUGUUGGCCCGGGCGGAUAUAAUUUAAAGAAGAUACAAGCUGAAACAGGUGUCACUGUAAGCCAAAUAGAUGAGGAAACUUUUUCUGUUUUUGCUCCUACACCCAGUGCAAUGCAUGAAGCAAGAGAGUUCAUUAACGAAAUCUGCAAAGAUGAUCAAGAACAACAGUUAGAGUUUGGAGCGGUAUAUACAGCCACAAUUACUGAAAUCAGGGAUAUUGGCGUGAUGGUGAAGCUUUAUCCUAAUAUGACACCUGUGUUACUUCAUAAUUCACAGCUUGAUCAUCGAAAGAUAAGACACCCAAGUGCCUUGGGUCUUGAAAUUGGGCAACAAAUUCAGGUGAAGUACUUUGGCCGUGAUCCAACAGAUGGGAGAAUGAGGCUCUCCAGAAAAGUUCUUCAGUCUCCUGCAGCAACUGUAAUUAAAAGCCUGAAUGACAGGAACAGUAUUACCAUGGGAACAGGGGACCCUCAUACAUCCGCUUCCUCUUAGAAUCCUGCAAAUAAUAAGCUCUGGCUUCUCCUCACCAGAAAAGAACAUGUAUGUUUGUACAUUCUGUAGAUAUCUGUUUUAAUAAUUUUGAUUAAAUUGUAUU